AUGCUAUUCUCUCAUCCCGAAGAAAUCGCUGACAACACAAUCGUGAAAGAUUUGAGCCCUACCAGUGAGUGUACAUCCAAAAUCGUGCAGCUAGGCGCGGUUUCGAAUGCUUCUGCAUACACCACAUCGGUAGACGGACCCAAGGAGACCUACGCUUGUCAUUUGUGUACAUUCGACGCUGACAGGAUAACAGUUUUAGACAGACAUCUUUUGAACCAUCACAAAAUUGGUUUGGAUAACCUCCUAAAAUUAGUCAUGGCUAAAACCAAAGACGGUUUGGCAGAAGAGAAUCGCAAUUCCAAUAUUUAUGGUAUCAGAGAGCCAUACUACAAACCGACAGACGAAAUUAUAGAAGAAGGAGAAUUCGUUAUAGAAACUGUGACACCAAAAAUUAAGAUAUUGAAACAUGCGUCAACUAAUACGGAAGUGCAGUGGACAGAUAUACCAGAUUUGAAAAAUGACUGCAGGAAAAUCACAAAGGAAUUGGAGAAGCUUAUAAAGUAUCCGAGUGACAAAAUUGGUAAAGAUGAAUUAUUGAGCAAAAUGCAAACGCUGAGCGAUUGCAUGUGCAAAUUUGUAGACUCAACGAAUACUCUGAAGAAGAUUUUGACAAAGGAGUUCGAUUCUAAAACUAGCGUGAGAGACCGGUUGAGUGCAGCGGAGCCCUUCUUCGAUCUUGGCUUAGGGGAUCAAGAUUCACCACGCGAAUGGGAGAGAGCUCAUAGUGAGAAAAUGGAAAGGACAAGACAUAAGUACGGAGAUAGCUGCAGGUGA
This is a messenger RNA of Diatraea saccharalis (sugarcane borer), 774 nucleotides long. The record is from the annotation of a GenBank genome assembly. Lineage: Eukaryota; Metazoa; Arthropoda; Insecta; Lepidoptera; Crambidae.